GUACGCAUGCAAGCGAUCUGCCAAAUUUGCAAAGAAGCCUUGCUGCUGGCAAUUUGGUCCGUCGCAGAUCUGUUCUCUGUUUGUGCUUUCCUGCCGGACUUGGCCUUUCUCCUUCACCUCUUCAUCAGUGGAGCUGUGUCAACACUACUCCCGCCACCCGGCUGUUGUUUUCAUUGGAAUUUACACCUCCUUACUCCAACACUGACCCGCGGCUGCUGCACUUGGGAGAACCAUGAAUGUGACGAGUGUGUACGACACCACGACCUACGGACGACAUCAUGUUCACCAGGCGGCCGUCAUCCAGCCCGAUGGCUCCUUGCCGUUCCGAGCCUAUUCCCAAACACCUACCCUGGUUACAUCGCAGGGCACGUGGACGGUCGGCAGCGGCGUCGAAGGCCACGUGCGCUGCCAGUUCCUGCAGCAGGCACCGACAGCGGUGGUGACUGCGCUAUCGCAUCCGACCGGCCGCGGCGGAAUCCCGACCGGCCGCCCGCCCAGCAGCGCCGGCAAGAACGCGCAGCCGACUACCGCCGAGUCAUCCGCACCAGUGAUGACAUCAUCGCCCUCGUUUGUGACGUCAUCGUCCACGUCAUCUUCGCACUCGCCGCCGCCGCCUGCACUGGGCUCAUCUAGCACCUCAGUGCCCACUGCAGCCUCAUCGUCUGCGCCGCCGCAAGAAGCCGGCGAGGAGCUGACGUAUCCAUGUGGCAUAUGCCUGAAAGAGGUGACGGACGACGAUGAGGCGAUCUAUUGCGAGCACGGUUGCGAGCACUGGUUCCACCGCAUGUGUACGGGACUGACACAGCGUGCGUAUGACCUUCUCACAGCAGAACACUGCGCCGAGUGGGUAUGCGACGCGUGCAUAUCUCAGCGCUCCAUCCCACUGGAAUUCACAAAUCCUCCAUCCGCAUCGACCAAGGCAUAGUGGUGGUGUAACAUGCAAGUACUGGUUUGUGACAUGCACAAUAUUACUUGCGGAUGGUGUUGACCGUUUCUGCUGCUGCGUGAGGGCUCUGUUCGACCACAGUGCUUCGGCAAUCUCUGUUGCUCUCUCUCUCUCUCACACACACACACACGGUCGCCCUCCCCCCUCUCUCUCUCGCUCUCACGCACUCUCUCUCUCUCUCACUCUAUAUCUCACUCUCUCUCUCUCUCUCUUCAUCAGGCCGGGUCUUACUCUCCCACAAACUAGUGCAUGGGCUAUGCCGUUCCGAGAAUAGCCUCCACCAUCAUUCCCUACACGCUCUGACUUCAGCCGGCGUGUGUCGUUGAAACAUGGGUGCGGAUAAUCGUCAUGUCAUGGUAUACCCAGAGAAUAACCUCAUUCACAAGCCUCCGCAAUCUUGGGUAUGCAGUUUGUCUGUGGCUUCAAGCAUGCGCACAGAUAAUUGUCUCUCUGAUUGCUAACAAGCUGGCCCACGAAUCUCGAGCACGCGCUCUUCAUACUGUCUCGAAAGUUGAAACUGCUCGUGCGUUCUGGCUGUGUUCAAAGACAGAGGUUGUGCUUACCGCUGUUUCAAUGUACUGCCGAAGCAGGACGCGUUCGGUGUUUCCGUAUCGCACUAUUCAAUAACAUGUCAGCUAAAAAUUGGCUUGUGUUUUUGCACCACAUGUGCUGUACAACCUUUGUUUUUAUUUUGUUUUUUUUAACGGCACCAUCAACCGUUCAUGUACUAACCGUAUCCGUGGCAUUUGUGCGCCUACUGGCCGCUCAAUGUUCAAACUAUGACUUCUACUCGUGCUAAUGCGUACGUCCAUCUCUCCUGUGAUGCUUCUCACAGCAAACACGUCUGGACAUCUUUUGUUUGGCUUUGGCAACUUUUUGCUACACUACUCCGUCGCAUUCGUACUGUCUGCAUAUUUGCUUCCCUUCCUGCUUCUAGAGUAGCCCUGGUGUGUAUAUUGCCUCUUCUAGAACACCUGGAUGCCACCCCUUUGGCCUGUAGGUCUUGUCUCCUGUCCCUAGCGCUCUCUGUUUGCUGGCUUUUAGUAUUACAGUUGUUUUAUGAUUUUAAUUCCUCAAGUUGACAUCCUCUCUUGAUGGGCGUGCAUAUCUGUGUACCGCCUUAGAGUUCUGUAUAACAAUGGUGACAUUUGUGUAUAACUCAAUACUAACUAUUAUUGCAAAUC
Molecule: messenger RNA, 2130 nt
Organism: Sycon ciliatum
Lineage: Eukaryota; Metazoa; Porifera; Calcarea; Leucosolenida; Sycettidae
Product: pygopus homolog 2-like
Exons: 3
Coding region: 233-925 (230 amino acids)
Source: RefSeq, a predicted model, not a curated record